AUGAAUUCCACAGACGGUACAAGUGAUUGGGGACAAGUGCCAACCGCAAUUGUUCUCGCAGUCCUCAUUAUUGGGACUGUGUUUGGAAAUGUGAUGGUGUGUCUAGCUGUCUAUUUCAACCGGAGGCUCCGCAACCUGACAAACUGCUUCAUUGUCUCCUUGGCCUUCACAGACUUGCUGCUGGGCCUCAUGGUGCUACCCUUUUCGGCCAUCUAUGAGGUCUCCUCCCAUGAGUGGAUCUUCAGUGUCACCUUGUGCAAUAUCUACAUCAGCUUGGAUGUCAUGCUUUGCACAGCAUCCAUCCUCAACCUCUUCAUGAUUAGCCUUGAUCGCUACUAUGCUAUCACAGCACCUCUCCGCUACAACACUAUGGUCACUCCUAAGCGGGUGGCUGUGGCUAUGUUCCUUAUCUGGGUGGUGUCACUGAUGGUCUCGUUCCUACCGAUCCACUUGGCCUGGAACACCAAUGGCAGCACUGUCCAGAACACACAGUUAACUGACGGGAAGCAGGAGUGCAAGCUGGAGGUCAAUGCUGGGUAUGUUCUGGUGGAUGGCUUGCUUACGUUCUACCUCCCUCUGCUAGUCAUGUGCAUCACAUACUACCGGAUAUUCAAAAUAGCCAGGGAACAAGCAAAGAGGAUCAACCACACCAACAGUUGCACAACCAUCAGAAAUGCAUUACCCACUGUGAAGGAACACAAAGCCAUUGUGACUCUUGCAGCUGUGAUGGGAGCCUUCAUUAUCUGCUGGUUUCCUUAUUUUACAGUGUUCACAUAUCGGGGUGUGACGGGUGAAGCAUACAAAAGCCUGAUGACCAUUGUCAUGUGGCUUGGUUACGCCAACUCAGCACUGAAUCCAGUUUUAUAUGCUGCACUGAAUAGGGACUUCCGGACAGCUUAUCAGCGGUUACUCAGGUGUCGGAGAGUGGGACCAGAUGCCAGAGAGGUUCCUCUAACACAUGAGAUGAGAAAUAAGACUUGUAAUAAGGAAAGUAAACUUCUACAGCUGCAUACAAUGAAUGGAAAGAAGAACCCUGUUGUCCAAGAUGGCACAGACAGGUAAGCUUUCUCUUACCUUUGAGGGGGAAUUGUUGUUGAGAGGGUUUUGGUGGUAGAAAAAGGGUUGGAACAGGCACCGUUUAGAUUCAGGAUGCAAGCAAAAUAUAUUUAAAGUUGCAUUUGGUGCACUGUGGGGCAUGCAUCCACUGGCAGAUUUGUUGAGAGCGAUGAAAUAAGUCUGGUUUUUCCUAACUCCAGCCCUGAUUAGUCCCACCAAGGUAUGUCCUGAACAACUUUUAAAUCUUGUGCUUUUUCCCCUGCCAGGAAGCACAGGGAGAGAUUUAACUUUGGAUAUAUUCUGUCAAACAGAGGGAACCAUCAAAGAUAUGCUACGCACACAAACACCUACACUACUAAAUAUAUUGAUGCAAUCUUCGAGCAGUGUGAGAUUCCAGGGGUUCCAGGCACUUACCCAGGGUCCUUUUCCCUUGGAAUAUGGGACAGCAGAGACUGUGGUGUUUAUGAUUUAUGGUUUAUUUACACAUAUACACAACUUGAGCAUUAACAUUCCAAAAGGAUCUGGUUUCUCCCAUAGUCACAGGCUUGGAUUCAAACAGACAUCGGAUAUUUCUCUCAAACAUUGCUCGACUCUCUUUUUCUAACUACCAGCCACUUGAGGGCAGGGGCCCCACCCAUUUGUUAUCUCACACAGAUCCACUUCCUUGGUUUCCUUAAUGGCCCAUCACCCAAGCCGGUUUCCUUAUAACUUCCUUAUUUUCCAACAGGAAGUUAGCCUGGCUUAUAUUUUAAGACUUGCUCGCUCCGGGGGUUAGAAGAGUCUCUGCACACAGUCUACUUGCCCCCACCCGAAACUCCUAGCAACAUAAAUAUACAUAAGAGAAAUAAAAUAUUUUUUUAAAAAUCCUGCUAGGUGCAUGACAGAAAAUGCUGAGGAACUAAUAAGCUGUAUCCGUACUAAAUGGAACAACAGUCUCUUGGGUUUGAAAGUGACUGGCAAAGGGGAAGGUAGACUGCUGCACUGCAGAACACUCCUUUUUGCAACUUUGGCAGUCACUGCAUUUCAGAUCCACACAUGUUGUGCUUGCAUGUGGCUUGAGUGGCAGCCAAGUUCAUUAAUCAGUCAAGCUCCCACUAUAUCUGUUAAUUAAAUUCUAGUCUGGGCUCUUCCUUUUCAAUAACAUGCAAGAUAAUACAACUAUUAUCUUAGUUAUUAAGACUUAGUAUAUGGGAAAGACAGAUCUCUGCAGUACCGGCUACAGGGGGAUUGGGGGAUGGUUGCCUGGCUCUGUGCAAAGAUACCCAGGUUAUGUUUCUUGUAUUUAAUGGCCCAUUCCUAGAUUACUUCAGCAUAGCAGGAAUACAUGGUGAGAACAUAAUAAGAGCCUGGCUGGAUCAGACCAAAGGCCCAUGCAGUCCACCCCCCUGUUUCCCAGAUUCCUGUGGGAAGUCUGCAACAUGGAGUGCAAAGUUCUCCUGGAAGUUACAAUACUGCCAUGGCAAUCCCUUCCACAUGGUCUUAGGAUCGUGAUAUUAUUGGGAAGCAAUCACAUUUCAGAAGCAUCCACGUUGCUGAGGUAACAUAGGGAUGGGCCCUAAAGUAUAUAAUUCUUCAUUAUGACUGUCGAAUGAGAAGCAACUGCUCGAAUGAGAAGCAACAUUAAGCCAGGUUUCUCUUUCGCAAUCAGUCACUAUUUCUACAUGCAAUAGUCUCCAAUAGCUUUGUUUAGUCUCUGAUAGCCAUUUAUUUUUGUCAUUUUGGAAGCAAUGCGGAGGAUUGUGUGCCUUGAUUUUCGUUGUUGUUGUUCAUACAAAAAAUAGGCAGAGAUGAAAUUGGGUCAGUCCACUCCCCUGGAAAGGUACCAAUGUAUCUCAAAAUUAGAGCUUCCUGUCAUGAACAUUUGGUACUUUCAGUUCUACAUUGAUUCAGUUGUGCAGUGGAAUGAGUAAAGAACAUCCCUAUUUCACUAGGUAGAGGGGAUUUGUUCUUCUGAAGAGACUAGAAAGUGUGAUAUGCACAUACAGUAGCUAAGUGGAUGUUUGAGAUAAGCAGGAACAAAUUUGCGAAGGUUCCAAAUGUAAGAUGCAGAAAGAAGAAGCAGGGUAAUCAGUGCCAGAAGAAUUUAGGUAGGUCUGAUUACCCUGGUUAUAAGGAUUUACACUCCUAAAGGCCAAAGAAAAUAGGAGUGCGGGUAUGUAGUAUAAUUUCAUUGCUUCCUAUAAGCAAUUCUGACUUUCACCUCCUUCCAAAGCUUUGAUCUGAUCCCAUGGCUGCAACUUGAUAAGCAGCAAGGAAACUUUCCAUCUGGCAGAUAGCACUUACUUUCACUGCCAUGGCUCCAGGAAGUUCCAACAAAGGGUUGAUUCUUUUGUUUUAUCACAGCUGACCCUGGGAUAAGGUAGUGAGGCAAAAGGAUUUAUCAACAGCAAUGGUACACCUGGGUGCCAACAGCUAGGACUGGUGCUGCUGCCUCGUCGUAUGUUACAAUGAAAAUGUCUCCAAAGCACAGAUUUAUGGCACAAUUGUGUCAUUUUCAGAUGCAAUAGCACCGAGAGAUUUUAUCUGCUGCUCUUUAGAAACCAUGAUGAAUCACUCUGUUUCGAUUCCUUAACAGUUUUUUAAAUGAUGGCAAGGGCAAACUUUAAAUAUAUGGGCUUCUGUUCCAUGAUGUAUUUCUGUUCCAAAAGUUUUGUUAAGGUUACUAUGGACUGUGGUUCACCUGAUGGUUCAACCACUCAGCACUUUAAUGGAGAGAGAAUGAUUCUUAUGCAUAUGUGUGAUCUGCAUAAUCGGGACUAGCAGGACAUAGCUGACUUUCCAGAGUAAGCAAAAGGUUGUUGAGGGUAGUUUUCAGUGUUGGAUUUUGGGUGCACAGGGCACCAAGCCGAGAGGACAUGAAAGAACAACAACAACAUAAAAAACAACCCUAUAUUUAUAUGGGUAAAAAAGGAAAGGGACCCCUGACCAUUAGGUCCAGUCAUGACCGACUCUGGGGUUGCGGCACUCAUCUCGCUUUAUUGGCCGAGGGAGCUGGUGUACAGCUUCCGGGUCAUGUGGCCAGCAUGACUAAGCCGCUUCUGGCAAACCAGAGCAGCGCAUGGAAAUGCCGUUUACCUUCCCGCCGGAGCAGUACCUAUUUAUCUACUUGCACUUUGACAUGCUUUCAAACUGCUAGGCUGGCAGGAGCUGGGACCAAGAAAUGGGAACUCACCCCGUCGUGGGGAUUCAAACCGCCGGUCUUCUGAUAGGCAAGUCCUAGGCUCUGUGGUUUAACCCACAGCGCCACCCACAUCCCAAUUUAUAUGGGUACCUAUUCAAUUAUUGUGAAAAUAAUAAAUAUGGGGGGGGCACAAAAUUUUACCCUCACUCAGGGUGCCAUAUUACCAAAGUCUGCCCCUGGUGGUUCUCUCUCUAGCUUUGUGUUAUGCUACGCAUCCUCCAUGACAGCCAUUUUGUGACUGACAUCCCCUAACACUCCCUCAAAAUUUGAAAUAUGCACACUAGUCCAAAAAGUUUGGUGAUCCCUGCAUUACUGGCAACCCCUGCACCAAUCCACUUCAGUUGCACAAACCUACAUUACUGGCAUGCACUUGAAUCUGUACCGUAAAAUACUGAGUCUGGAAGGGACCUGAAUACAUGUUGGAGUUCCCUGUGGCUGUCAUUUAAGCAUUUAACAGCAUACGUUUAGCAGCCUAUGAAUGUCUACUUGGAAGUAAAUCCCACUGAGUUCAAUAGGACUUACUCCCAAGUAUGAUUGCAGCCUAAAUAAGUGGCUCAGUUUGAAGAGUAAGUAAUGUAAAAGUAAAUGAGCUCCACUCACUGAAUCAGCUUGGUUCAGCAGAGUAAUUUUGAUAACAUGAGUACUUUGUGUAAAUUAGAAAACUCCUUUUCUGAGAAAACUCUCCCUAUUGGUGCAGACGAUGCAUUUCUGCAAAUCAGGCCCAUUAGUUACUGCCAUCUUCUAAAUCAAAGCAACAGCUUCAUUCUGAAACUCUCGUAAGCAGCACUUUCUCAGUUUUUCCUCUGCAAUAAGAUACCACCAGAGAAUAAAGGAGUCCAGGAAAUGGGACAUGAAAGUGGACAUGGAGAGAGUUCAUUGAAGAAAUGCUGGAUUCACUGGAAUAGUUUAAUAAGCAGCAGAGGUGACUGGGAGAAGCAGCUUAUGGCUGGAAGCUAAAAUGACACCAAUUCCUAUUGAAACAAAAGGCAAACAGCAUAGGUAAUUUGUCACCAAGGCCUGAUCUGUAGAAGUAUUUCAAUCUCAAAUAGGUUUUUUAUAGGGUGUCCAACAGUCCAGGCAGAAAUUAGACCAUGGACAGGCUUUAUUGUCGAAAAUAAAAUAGCAUUUACUUUGUCUGAAUGUUCCCUGCAACAUACUUAGGCAAUCCAGUUCAGAGCUCUCCAUUCUCUACAAUGGAGUCACCUUGUCUUUGAUACCUGAAAUGCUGCCACACGACUUGCAGCCAGGCCCCAGUCACAUGUAAGUGUAAAAGCCAAUGCUUCCAUGUAGUUUUUAGGUUGGCUGGGAUCUGCUUCAUAGAGCAUGUUACUCUGGAGUUAUGUGAGCUACACUGGCUUCUAGUUUGUUUCCAAAUGCAAUUUCAAUUGCUGGUGACUGUAGAGCUCUAAAUGGUUGGUUAUAUGAAUGGCCUUUUUGGUGGACUCUUCUUCAUUGGAGGUUCCUAAGCAAAGGUUGGAUGGUCAUCAGUCAGGGAUUCCUUGGUUGUGAUUCCUGGUUGGACUAGAUAACCCUUGGGUCCCUUCCAACUCUAUAAUUCUAAGUCUGUCAGCCUUGUCAUCUUUGUGUUCAAAGGCUCUGUCAACUGAGACACAGUACAGGGUCUUCUCAGCAAGGGCCUUCUCAUUCCACCAAGACUGUAGAGUGCUUUUACCUGGGACACCAAUUUGGUUCUCUUUCUUUUAGCCUUUGGGCAAAUGUUCACGACAUACCUCUUUUUCACCGGGCUUUUGCAUUGCACCCUGCUGCUACAACUAGUUUUUAGCAUUGCUCUGUUUUUUUAAAUUCUCAGUUCUUUUGUAUGUUUUACUGUGAUAUUAUUGUGAUUUCCUAUGCAUUUGUUUUUCAUUAUGCUGCAAGCUGACCUGGGGACUCUUGUCCCCAAAAGGUGAGGUAUCGGUCUUCCAAAUAAAUACACAACCACUACCAUUUCCGUGAUGGCAGCAUCUCAAAGGAGCAUCACAGAAAUCUCAGCAGCCACAUUAAUGCUACUCAUGUAGCAUUCAGUUCACACAGAUAGCAAGUCCGCAUGAGCCAAGGCUGGAGGUGUCACACACACUCUUCCUGGGGUGACCCUGGCAAGGCUACCCUGUGUAUAUGGCACCAACACUCAUUCUUUGUCUCAUUGAAUGAACCUGUUUGAACCUGUUUGAAGGGGGGGAAAUAUGCUGAGCAACAUAAUUAAUUGGAGGUACUCACCUCAGCAUAGGCAUGCCUGUCAACUGUCCCAGAAAAACCAGGACAUCCCAAUUCCCCCUGCAAAAAUACAGCCAUAUUGGGCAUCUUGCUUUUGUUCAAUUUUGGGCCCCCCAAAAAGCGAUCUCACACAGGGCCCCCAAACACGUUUUUUGGGCACUGUACACCCAAAUAGCUCUUUUUUCAGGUCCAUGAUCUCACAUGCAUCAUGUGACUCAUGUGGGAUUUUGGACCAGGAAGAUGGUACCCUGGAUUUGGGCCAUGUUGUGUUGGAGGAUAUGCAUAGGGUAUUAUGAACAGGGUGGCCACUUACAUAUUGCAAAAAAGAGGACAAAUGAGGGCAUAUAUUUGCAUUAAAAUGCAUAUGCUCAUUUAUAUGUAUAGCUAUGAAUUGAAGAAUGAGUAUUAUAAUUUAAAGAGAAAUACAACGGUAGGGAAGAUUGUGACCAACUGACUAACUGAUGAGGGGCAACUUCAAGGCCCCUCCUGCUCUUCUUUCUUAGGGUUCUUCGACGGCCCAGCCUUUCAGAUAGAGGAUGCAUUCAAGCAGAGGACUGUCCUCUGUAAUAUACAACAUAUGACCACCCUAAUGAUUAAAGUUAUAGGGUGAGUAAUCUUGAGAAUAUAAACACUGAGAUCCUAGAGUAAAACAAGAAAUGCACAUUCUUGCUUUGUUCCAAAAGGCAUUCUGAUCUGUGCUUAUAUUUAUUCUUCUUGAGAUGGUAUAUUUUGAAGUCAAAUAUACUAAUCUGUAUUAUACGAAGAAGCAAAACUAGACUCCUGUCUGAGGUGAAUUUCAGAUCAGAUUUUGAACCUUUUUUCCACCAGAAAGUUCCACACCCUUUUUCAGUAUUGUUUUUACUUUAGACCAGAGGUUUCCAAACUGUGGUCUGUUGAGAAGUUGCAUCCAGGUGUUCCAUGGCAAGCCUGUAAGAUCACAACUCAAAAUAAUACAGCACCCAACACAGCACAUUAUGAUUGCUACAGCAGAUAGAAAAAUCAUUAAGUUGUCCACCAACCUUCAGUAGUUUUCAAGUGGACACUGGGUGGGAAAGUUUGAGUACUACUACUUUAGACAGACCAACUGCACAUUCCCUUACCAAUUGACAAGGAACUACAUGUGACAGAAGCAGACUGAUGGGAAUCUAAAUUUAAAACAAUAAGCUAGCAUCAGUGUGGGGGGUGGUGGUAGGGAGCUGAACCAUCCCUCUGGUUAUACAUGUUCCCCAAUAACAACUGCUCACAGUUGUUUCCUCCCACCCCCAGCCAAGCUCCAAAACCAGACAUGACAACUGGUGGGAGAAAAAGUGGUUGGAGCAUAGCAGCUUGAGGGGGGGAAGUGGGGAUGUGGGGGUUAAGUCCUACCAGCCACGUCCAACCAAGCUGUGCUUUCGAUCCCAAGACCCAACCCAUUUCUAUAAUUCAGCAAGACCUCAGCUGGGUCUUGUCCCUUUCAUGUUUACAUUGAUCUUGGAGGUGAUCUGCAGGUUGCUGCUUGGACCUGUCAAAUAUGAGGAGAAAUAUGCUCAUUUUCCCUGCAGAAGUAACUGCAUUACCGGUCACAAAUGAGACUGCUUUGAAUUGUAAUUCUGGUUUUCCUUGCCUGUUCAUCUCGGAACUGGAGCAUAACAUAAACCAGAGCACAUGGAACACAAUGUGUUAUCGUGCAGCCAAGUAACAGGAUAAUAAUAGUCUGAAUCGCGCAUAUAUAUAUAUAUAUAAUUCUCAGCAUAUUGUUGUCUUGUGUCACUGACAAAUCUUUCUUUCUCUUUCUCUCUCUCUCUUUAACCUUUUCAGCUCUGGGCCUUUUCCCUAAAGUGCACACAGGCCAGGCCAGGCCUUUAACAGUGGUCACUGUGACAUAGCUCUCACUGUCCUCUUCCAAAAAAACCAUUGAGGACAGAAGGACAAAGUUAGAUUUUCCGCUGAGGGAAGCUUAAAAUCGGGGGCACUUGGGUGAGUACAAGGGGUGUCACAUCUAGAAAGAGAUAAAGCUGUUCUGCAUAGCCCAAUUGAAUCUCCUUCCUUCUACGGCCAACAGGAAUCCCUGGAUUAGGUAGUGUUGCGUCUUUUCCCCAGAGAGACAUUCCUUCCGUUUAUAAACAGCUGCCAGGCAUCUCCAUGCUAGGGAAAAACGGCACAGCUUAUGCGAUCUCUGUCCAUUGCACAGCUGCUAAAAGGUGCAGAACCUCUGUUGAGAAAAUACCCCAGAUUGGCUCGCAGGCAGGAAUGGGGCCACCCCAUUUCUUUCCAGUUCAGGCCGAUACAAUACCGUCCCACUUUUCCUGUCCCUGUAGCUGCUUCCAGUGAGUGUUUGUCAUGAGAUCGGUGCAGGCUUUCUGCAGCAUCCCCACAACAUAGUUGGCAUUAAAGUAUAUGCCUUCUACCACUUAUCAUGAUAGCUAAAUCUCAAAGUAGUUUACAAAGAUAGAACUAAAUCAACAUGGUUGCAGAUCUGAGUUGUGGAAGGGUCUGUGGGUAGGAAGAGGGAUCUUGAGACGAGGCCUGAGAGAAGAGUUGAAGGCAGACAGGCCUAGUAUUGUCAUUAGUGCUUGAGUAGGAAUGACUAAGGUUGAUUUCUUAAGAAUGGCCCACUGUCCAUCUCUACAAAUAACUGUCUGGCUGAGUUACUGGAAUAGGCCCCCAGUAUUUCUCUUGCGUCACAUUCUGGGCUCCCUUUGGAUUUUCCCCCAAAUAACCUUCAGGAACUUCCCCUAGGUUCCAGUAAUAUUCAGUCAGCUGCUUACUCAUUUCUCACAGGACAAGGGAGAUAUGACCAUUUUCUCCAAGUUUCUGAUACUAAUAAAAUGAAAACAGCAUCACAUAUGUCUUCAUGAGGAGAAAGAAUGUUGCUAUGCCCCUAAGGCAGCAGUUCUCAACCUGUGGGUCCCCAGAUGUUGUUGGACUACAACUCCCAUCACCCCUAGCUAGCAAGGCCAGAGCUAGGGAUGAUUGGAGUUGUAGUCCAACAACAUCGGGGACCCACAGGUUGAGAACCACUGCCCUAAGGGGAGCACUAGGCCCAUGUUUCCAUCAUAAUGGUGGGAGAAUGAGGGGUGCAGAAGGAAUUUGAAAGGCUGGAUGGUCAUGAGUGCUUAACCCUUUCUGCAUCAGUCCCCAGUUCUUUCCAACACUGUAAAAUGAGUUUUUCCCAACCAGAAACAAACACAUCUUGAGCAGGAGAUGGAGAGAGCAGCCUGCCCAUGCAAGCACCCCUUGCUGUUGCAUUCAUAACAUAUUUGUCAUCGGAACAAACAAUUGCGGAAAUAAAUAACAUAUAGUUCUGCCCUGUAGUACCGACUAAACAAAAUGAGGACUCUGCUUUUGUUGGGCUUACCUACAGUUCCUCUUGUCCCGCUGCUUCCCCAGGGGGAACUGCUCUUUUGCACUCAAUCAGAGCAAAGGGAAAUUCAGGUUUUCUGCAGGUUGCCGUUUGUUCCGAUUUAGAGCUAAAGAGGUAUUCCUUGGGGAAAAAGCAGGGUGAUAGGGAAACCGCUUAUCCCGGGAUUUCUUAGCACAGGGCAAGCAGAAGUGUGGAUAAGCCCAUUGACUGGCAAGUCUCACCCACUAACGGAUUUUGAAGCAAGUUACUUUUUAAAAAAUGUAUAUUUUCCUGUCACAAAUGACAGUACAUCAUAAGGAAGCACCCCUAAGAUGCAGGCUAAAACAUGUAAGGAUUUGAGAGCAAGGGCAGAACUGACACAAAAUUGUUAAGAUGCUUGAACAGGCAGUGUCACCGCCGUCGUCACAUUCUCUGUACUUUCUCUGCAAAGCAAAGAGUGAGAUAAUAGAAAGCCUAUCACAGGUCACAUUGCCAAGGAGAAAUUUUAUCACUCUGCUUCAGCAUGUACAGGAUGUGAUAGAACAGCACAGCAUGUAACUUAGUGAGAAAGACCCACUCUCUCAUUUGGAUGUGCUUCCCCUACAUGUGAUAGUCCUUGUGGGGCUUUUAGUUUGCAAGAUAUCCUGCUCAUUGCAAGGCAGGUAUAUGUAAACACAUGUAUAAAUAUGCUGAAACAGUCACACGUAUGCUUUUGUCUUGCCUUUGAAAUAAUUUCAAGGCAGUUUGCAAGUCCAAUUUAAAAUCAAUAAACAAACCAUAUCCAAAUAUCAAAAGUCACCAGGGGAUUCCACCCCACACAGGGCAGCUAACGGUAGAUGACCCUGUGGGGAGAGGGGAAAGUCCUGCAGGAGCAAGCUCUAAUGCAGGCAUAGGCAAACUCCGGCCCUCCAGAUGUUUGGGACUACAAUUCCCAUCAUCCCUAGCUAACAGGACCAGUGCUCAGGGAUUAUGGGAAUUGUAGUCCCAAACAUCUGGAGGGCCGGAGUUUGCCUAUGCCUGCUCUAAUGCCUUCUAUGCCUACUGUUAGCAAGGAAGAAACCAUACUGUGAAAUUUCCACCUUAGCAACUGCUUUUUGUUGACUUCACAGUUGCCUUUCCAAGUGUUACUGUUCUUUUUUAUUAUUAUUUCUGCCAGUUCUUAUGGGUGUCCCAGAGGUGGCUGCAUGUCAGUAGCUGCCUUUUUGAAGAUUCCAUCGUUUACAUACUUUUUCCACAAACCCAUUUCAGCUAUGCAAAUGACUUCCAUUUUCAACAAGCAUUCCUAGUGGGGCAGGCAUUGCAUUGUUAUUUAACCCCCCCCUUACAUGUUUUUGAUCCACAGUGAUGAUGGAAAGUGAGUCUAAUCCACAUGUCCCUUUUGCCCCACAUUUUCCAGACACAGGUCCUCACUUUAAAGCUCCACGUUGGAACACUCUUUUUCCCCCCCUUUGCCCCAGAGUUUUCCCCAUGAAAGCCCACUCUUUCAAGCUGAAGGGCAUCAAACAGUAAUUUGGGUUUUUCAUGGAUUGCCGCUUGCUCCAACCCAGCUUUAAAGAGUGGGUUUUCACAGGGAAAGCUCUUGAAUGAAAAAGGCAGGGAGCUUGGUCUCAGAGCUUUAAAGUGGCUGGAAAGUGUGGAGGUGGAAGGGUAAGCAUGGAUAAGCCCUGAGUCAUACAUGGAAAGUCAGAUUUUGAGAUUAUUUGCCAUGAGUCUGGAAAACCUGGGCAGGGCUUAGCAAAGUAAGGACAGAAUCACCUCUGCAUACCGUCCCACGACCCUCUCUUGCUGAUAACAUGUCUCAGCUUUAUUGACUGUGUCACAAGAAGGGGGAAAAACCUAGAGGUCACCUGACUGCCAAAAGGCAGAUACAAUUGUUGUGCUGGCUCCACACAGCGCACUUAUAACCUUGCCCAAGAUCACAGGCAAACAGCCGGAUGGAGACUUGAAGUAGCACUGCCCACAAGCAGCUGCUCCUGGUGGAUUUACAAGCUAGGAAGUGCAAUCAACUCACCUCUUCAGGUUUGAAAUGAGAUUUCGCCGCAAGUGUCUCUUAGCCCCGUGGUAGUGAUGUGACAGUCAGUGACCCUUGAGUGCAUCCAUCACAGAAGCCUAAAAGCAGCAGGAUGGCAGGGGCACUUGAGUGGUGCCUUUUGAAUAAAGAUGAGGGCCAGACCUGGCUGAAAGAGGAAAGGGAAGAGCUUUUGUGCUUGACCAGGCUGACUGAUAGACAUGUAAUUGAGCAUGUCACUGACAAACCUCAUCCCUGAGGCCUGCUCAGAUCUCUCACUCGGAGCAUUAACUUUCUUUUCUUAUUAAAACCUUUCAUGUUGGCAAAAUGAUCAGAUGAGAACUUCUCAAGUAGUUCGGCUGACAUCUGACUCUAGAUUGCUCUCAAGGUCUUUCCAGGUUGUUGACCCCUGGGAAGAAAGAUUACAGAUACAUUUUGCUUCACAUCAGUGGAUCUAUCCCAUUGACGGGGAAACAGAAGAAAUUAGCUUAAUAGUACAACAUCUGUCUAACACAUAUGUUCAUGUUACUAUGCAGCCUAAACCCUUUAUAGAAAAGCAGGCAAAUGGAGUUGAAAAUUGAAAGUAAACCCUUCAAACAGUUUGAGCAGGCCACUGUUGCAUUUUGGCCUACAGGAAAUUCAUAUGAGCUGGUGGCCUCCACAAGAGCACUUUGAUAACCCAGUGCCACAAGAAUGUUAAAUGCCUCUGUGGGACAACCCAUGCAAAGGGACUGAUCAAGAUGCUCCAGAGCAACUACAUGAGGGCUGUGCUCACCCUGCUGCCAUUUCUGCAACUGUGGUGGCUGAUCAAGGGGUACCACACUUGUGGGAAUCCUGAUAUAUGCACAGCUUCCAUGUGAAUGUGCUGUUUUAUCCAGAUGACAACUCCACGUGAGCGUCUUCGAGUCAGAAGCUUUGUGGUAAAUCACUCUCAGAGAGAGGCUGCAAACUAGUUUGAACUUGCCCUGCAAAGAUGUCUCUGUCUGUUACAAACCCAUCAGCCAGAGAACCUCAGCUAAAAUUCAAGCUAUAGUUGUGUAUGCAUGACAUUUCCCUUGUGUUAGCAAGGAUGGCAAGCACCAGGCCUGUAGGGAUGCCAGCAAAACUCCCCUGUAAGUGAACUUUGGAGGCUCAUAAUGCUCAGCUCUGAGAAGAGGCAGACAUCACAUCCCUGAAUUCUUCCUGGCUCGGUUUAAAAUAUGAGGCAGAAAAGAAUUACUUGCUUACAUACUCUCUCCUGCCCAAGCAGCAACUCACUUCUCAACUGCCCCAUCCCCAGUUCCCUUUAACUGGCAUUUACGGAUUCCAGACAUGGUGAGAAGGAGGGAGGUUGGGCCCUUUUAAAUGUAGUUUAAAGGGAAAGGGGCAGGGGUUGGGGACUUUAAAAGUAUGCAUCCCUGGCCAAAUUUGGCCUGAACUGGAAAUAAACCAAGUCAUUCCCACAGAAACAGAGGUCAAUCCAAUGGGGGGUGUUUAAAUUGCAUACGUUAGGGAAGGAAUGGGAAGGAUCAUGCUACAUGUCACACUGUAGUUUGGCUCUUUUAAAGGGGCAUGCAUAUUGCUCCUAGAAUCAUAAAAACUGUAGAGUUGGAAGGGUCCCUGAGGACCAUCUAGUCCAGCCCCCUGCAAUUCAGGAAUCCUGCCCACAACUGUCCAUGGGUGGGACUGAACCACCAACCUUCCAAUUAACAGACAAGACAUACUGAGCCAUUGAAAUGAAUAUUUUUGCUUCUAGUUUUCCCCUCCCCACGUGUAGCAAUGAAAGUUGGGGGUGGGGGGCUUUUCAGGCAUCUACCUCUUCUUCUUGGUUUCCUUUUUCUUAAUGUUUCAUUUCCUCUACUGAAAUAUUUGCUGCAGACCACAUACAGCUCAUUGCAUCUGUGAGGCUUUCUUCUUCAUCAUAUACAGUAUCAUUUCCCUUUUGUCGUUUUUCUCCUGUGGUUUCAAAAUACAUCCAGCUGCUACUCUUAAAGGCACAUUUGCCUUUUGAUCAAGUGGUCUCCAAGACAAUUGUUCUUCUCCACACAUCUGUUGCAAGACAACUGGCAGUUGGAGCAGAGUUCUUCAGCCAGGAAGAGGGAAGCAAGCUUCCUACAGCUGCUUGUUCCCUGGCCUAUGUCUGUGGCCAGUCUGGUCUUCCCAUUGCCAUGGUCUUCUUUCUGGUACAGCCUCACACUGGAACUUGUUCCCCUUGCCCAUCUCCAUUUUAUGCAUUAUAUUUGGUUUAAUGGGCAGGUCUCAGGUUUUGUUUUUAAAAAAAACAACAACAAUCUAGAGCAGCUCUGAUAAUUCUGGGAUUUGACCAUUUAAAGCCACCGUCCUAUUCACACAGACCUGAUAGUAAGUCCCAUUGAACUCAGGGGGACCUCUGAUCAGAGCUGUGUAGGAAUGCACUGUAAAUGUGCCUUUGGAUCAUCAUCCCCGACGGCAGCAUUCACAUCGUCUCACUUCCACAGCUGUACAGUAGAUGAAUAGGUAGUUAAAUGCUUUUAUCCUUAUAAUACAUGGCUUAGAUUUACUGCAUGCCAUUCUGUCUCAAACAGCACUAUAAUCUGUGGCUUAUACACAUUCUUCAUAGGUCACUUCCAGAUAGUAAAUCGAAACUGAUUUCUGACAUCUCUCCAUUUGUAAGCUACACUAGUAGUUACUCAUUUUCCAGCACUAAAUUGUUUAUCAUAGAAGAACGUAACUGAGUAAUUGGAGAAAUGAACCCUGUAUUUCCUCUCAGAAUAUACAUUCUUUUGAUCUGUUCUGCUUUGGGUUUUUUGUAGCCAUCAACAUGUCUAGCACCAUCACAUAGCCUGCUGUGUACUUGGAACAAGGAAGCAGAUUCUAAAAAUGGGAACAUUGGGGGAUCAUUGGGGAAAUAUUUAAAAGUAUCUUCUAAUUGUCAGUCUGAACUAUUUUCAUUGCUGUUCCCCUUGUAGGAAUCUGAACCCACCAUGUGAUAAAUCACCCUGUCCUAUGCUGCCCUGCUGUCAAAGUCUCUGUUUGGCCAAGGUUCUUCCCAAGAGAGAUGUGUGGAGCCCAAUGUUUGAUCAGCCAGUGGCAAAUGCAAGGAAGACAAGGCAACCUUCUGCACCCCAUACAGUUAUCUACUGUGUCUUCACCUGA
Podarcis lilfordi (Lilford's wall lizard) is the source of this 14895-nucleotide messenger RNA. NCBI's taxonomy places the organism in Eukaryota, Metazoa, Chordata, Lepidosauria, Squamata, Lacertidae. The record is from the annotation of a GenBank genome assembly.